AUGCCUCAGAUAGUUUCAAAGCAGACCCCAGAGGAGCGGCGCAGGGGUGAAUUGGCGCUCAGCGAGUUCGCCGAUUACGUGGAGAAGGAGCAAAAGCGUCGCGCCGAACUUUCCUCUCUAAAUACCGCGGGUGCUCCUAGCGACAGCGGGUACGGCACUACCAGCCCAUCAGCGGUGACCGAGGAACAUGCGGAACUCGAUAUUCUCGAUCAGCUUGGCUUGAGCGAUGUGCCGAGUCCCACGAAACUUAAGGAUGUCCUUCUGGGGACGGCACCGACAGAAGACGAGAACAGCCUUCAGAUUCUUGCAGGGAUUAUUCAAAGACGCAUUGAUGAAGGUCAUGGAGAGACAUUAUUUGACCUCGGUCUCGAAGAUAACGGGGACUCAAUGAACCUUGAACGGGCUCAAUGGGACACGGCGCUUGGACGUCUCCAAGAAGCCGCAAAUACAAUCCCUGCUAUGUGCCGUGUACUGUUGACUUACAAUGUCGGCGGUCCUGAAGAGGCUCAAACACGCAUCGAGAGGAUGAAGGGAUGCUGCGGAAAAGUGUUGAUCCGUCAGAUUCCGGAUCGGCCUGAGGAGGUGAUUGAGACGAGGAUUGCUGUUGUGGGCAAUGUCGAUGCUGGGAAAAGUACUCUACUUGGUGUUUUGGUGAAGGGGCAUCUUGAUGAUGGUCGUGGUAAGGCGCGAGUCAACUUGUUCCGGCACAAGCACGAGAUCGAGAGCGGUCGAACUAGUUCUGUCGGCAUGGAGAUCAUGGGAUUCGACGCGCGAGGAGAAAUCAUCGGAAGCGACAAGGGGCGUAAAUUGUCUUGGGAAGAAAUCGGCAAGAAAUCAGCCAAAAUUAUUUCCUUCUCUGAUCUUGCCGGUCACGAGCGGUACUUACGAACCACUGUCUUUGGAAUGUUGAGUAGCAGCCCAAAUUACUGCUUACUGAUGGUCGCAGCGAAUAACGGUUUGGUGGGCAUGAGUAAAGAGCAUUUGGGGAUUGCGCUUGCACUGAAUGUUCCCGUUAUGGUGGUCAUUACCAAGAUCGAUAUCUGUCCACCUCAGAUUCUCCAGCAAACGAUAACGCAACUUACACGGAUCCUUAAGUCUCCAGGUGCUAGGAAGAUUCCCAUCUUCAUCAAGGAUAUGGAUGAGACCGUCAACACAGCAACUCAAUUCGUCAGUCAGCGCAUCUGUCCCAUCUUCCAGGUGUCUAAUGUCACCGGUGAGGGCCUUGAUUUUGUUCGAACGUUCCUUAAUAUACUUCCUCAUUAUGGCCAUUACAAUGCACAAGCGCCAUUUGAGUUUCUCGUCAAUGACCACUUUUCUGUCCCUUUCGUUGGCACAGUGGUAUCUGGUGUGGUCAAGUCAGGAGUCGUGCAUGCAGGCGACGCGGUGCAAAUCGGACCAGACUCUCUGGGCCAAUUCACUUCAACAGUCAUCAAGUCUAUUGAGCGUAAGCGGAUACCCGUGAAUGUAUGCUCUGCGGGACAAUCCGCCUCGUUUGCUUUGAAGCGUGUUCGGAGACGAGAAGUCCGGAAAGGUAUGGUCGUAAUGGCCAAGGCGGAGAAUGAGCCUCCUAAAGUAUAUCGAGAAUUUGUUGCGGAAGUACUCAUUCUUUCUCAUGCCACCACUAUCCGCCCCAAGUACCAGGCCAUGCUCCAUGUCGGAGCAGUCAGUCAGACAUGCGCAAUCAUCGACAUUGACCGCGCCUUUAUCCGAACUGGAGAUCGAGCACUUGUCGCAUUCCGCUUCAUCCAGCGUCCAGAGUUUUUGUCCGUUGGCGAUAGAGUAUUGUUCCGUGAGGGCCGCACCAAGGGUCUCGGUAUAGUCAAGAGUGUUGGCUACGAUCCUGCCCAUCCAUUGAGUGCGGCUGCUUCUAUAUCUGAUGCGGCUACUGGUACUACCGCUACUGCUCCUGCCAAGGACGCUCAAGAGAAAGGUAAAAGUGUGGCUGCUAAAAGUACAUGA
Talaromyces stipitatus ATCC 10500 is the source of this 1959-nucleotide messenger RNA. RefSeq names its product GTP binding protein (GTPBP1), putative. The coding region runs from base 1 to 1959 and encodes 652 amino acids. Gene Ontology annotation, molecular function: translation elongation factor activity; GTP binding; GTPase activity. The transcript is spliced from 3 exons. Gene Ontology annotation, biological process: translational elongation. The record is from RefSeq and is a predicted model, not a curated record. Lineage: Eukaryota; Fungi; Ascomycota; Eurotiomycetes; Eurotiales; Trichocomaceae.